Messenger RNA from Hypoxylon trugodes, 2407 nucleotides. Its product is annotated as acyltransferase ChoActase/COT/CPT. The coding region runs from base 257 to 2182 and encodes 641 amino acids. NCBI's taxonomy places the organism in Eukaryota, Fungi, Ascomycota, Sordariomycetes, Xylariales, Hypoxylaceae. Gene Ontology annotation, biological process: carnitine metabolic process. The transcript is spliced from 4 exons. Gene Ontology annotation, cellular component: mitochondrion; peroxisome. The record is from RefSeq and is a predicted model, not a curated record. Gene Ontology annotation, molecular function: carnitine O-acetyltransferase activity.
UGGAGCCCCGGACUUACCUAGCACUUCAAUAAAAUAGCCUAGGUUCUACACGGACUUUUUACGCGGAGGCACAUGCAACCCAUACCCAUACCUAGAACUCCAUACCAACGUCUCUGACAUACCGCGGUUUCUUUGACUGGGUCUCAGUUACUAGGUAUAGCUCUGCCGAUUAACUAGGGUCCAUUUCUUUCCCUCCCUCCCUCUAUCCUAUUCUAUUCUUUAGAAUUCGACUCUUCCUGAGACAAACACAAUUGUCAUGUUGAGUUCGUUAGCAAAGAGUCGGGCACAGGCGACCGCUCUCAGACUUCCUCUAGCUAGGCAAGCUUUAGCACCCAAUAGUAGUAUAUUGAUGGCGCCGGCAUCGAGACGGAGCAAUAGCUCCCUUCGCCCAGGAUAUGAAGAAGACAAGUCUAAAGGAGCCAUGCUCCGAUUCCAAGAGUCACUCCCCCGAUUACCAGUUCCGACGCUCGAAGAGACUGCCGCUCGCUACGUAAAAAGCCUCCACCCUAUCUUAAGCCCCGUCGAGUACGCCGCAAGCAAGAAAGCCGUUGACGAAUUCAUAAAACCCGGUGGCGUGGGACAAAAGUUACAAGAAAAGUUGCUUGCGCGCCGUGAGAACCCCAAGAUAAAGAACUGGAUUUACGAUUGGUGGAACGACUCAGCAUAUCUGAGUUACCGAGACCCCGUAGUCCCAUACGUUAGUUACUUCUACUCGCACCGAGAUGACCGUAGGAGACGGAACCCCGCGAAGCGCGCUGCUGCUCUAACGACUGCGGCGCUUGAGUUCAAGAAGCAGGUGGAUGCUGGCACGCUCGAACCGGAGUACAUGAAGAAGCUACCCAUUUGCAUGGACAGCUAUAAGUGGAUGUUCAACACAAGCCGGGUUCCAGCUAGACCAGCGGACUACCCUGUCAAGUAUGACCCUAGUGAGCACAAGCACAUCGUGGUCCUUCGAAAGAACCAAUUUUUUAAGGUGGCUCAUGAAAUUGACGGGAAGCAACUCAACACGAGUGAGUUGGAAGCGCAAUUCGCACGUAUCUACGAACUUGCGCAUCACGCGCCCGCCGUGGGAGCCCUGACCUCCGAAAACCGAGACAUCUGGACAGAUGCGCGCAAGGUGCUCUUGGACGCUUCGCCUAAGAACAAGGCUGCGCUAGAAGCCAUUGAGUCUGCCUCUUUCCUCGUAUGCCUCGAUGACGCCGCGCCGGUCACCCUUGAGGAGCGUGCGCACCAAUACUGGCACGGUGAUGGCCAAAACCGCUGGUACGACAAGCCUCUUCAGUUUGUCGUGAACGAUAACGGCACAUCUGGUUUCCUGGGCGAGCAUAGCAUGAUGGACGGCACGCCCACGCAACGCCUAAACGACUACGUUAACGACGUUAUCUUCGGCAACAAGCUCGACUUCAGCGAUCCGUCAGUGCGAUCCAACCUUCCCGAGCCCAUCCCGAUCAACUUCGAAGUUACCAAAGAGGUGCAAGAAGAAAUUGACCGUGCGAUUCGGGAUUUCAACGACGUCAUUGGACAACACGAGCUUGCAGUCCAGGCCUACCAAGCCUACGGCAAGGGGUUAAUCAAGAAAUUCAAAUUCUCGCCCGAUGGAUACGUGCAGCAGGUUAUUCAACUAGCUUACCACAAGAUGUACGGUAAGAACCGACCAACCUACGAGUCCGCUGCGACGCGCCGCUUCCAACAAGGUCGCACGGAGACAUGUCGCUCAGUGUCAGAUGAAAGCGUCGCAUUCUGCAACGCGAUGGCCGAUCCCGAGGUUUCGGCUUCGGACCGAAUUGAACUAUUCCGCAAGGCAGUCGCCGCUCACAUUGAGUAUAUAUCGGCGGCUUCCGACGGUAAGGGUGUCGAUCGUCAUCUCUUCGGUCUUAAAAAAUUGCUUGAGCCCGGCGAGGAGCUACCCGCUCUCUACAAGGACCCAGCUUACGGCUACAGCAGUUCUUGGUUCCUGUCUACUAGCCAACUGAGCUCCGAGUUCUUCAAUGGGUAUGGUUGGAGUCAGGUUAUUGAUGCUGGGUUCGGUAUUGCGUAUAUGAUUAAUGAGAAUAGUCUCAACUUCAACAUUGUAUCCAAGGGCCUUGGUAGUCAGAAGAUGAGCUACUACCUCAAUGAAGCCGCGAAUGAACUUCGUGACUUGCUCCUACCUACACUGGAAGCGCCGAAGGCGAAGUUGUAAGGGUAGAUGGGCAAAUCCUUUGCUUUGGUACAUUGGGUGUCGAUGUAGAGGGGAGGAAUCCCCAUAUCUCCUGCUACAUAUAGCUAUAUUAUGACUCGCUGUCGUUGGUACAAGCCAUAUGCUCUAUGGUCUCAAGGUUCUUUCUAGGUUUUUGGGUCGUUAUCAUUAGAAUUUUCCAAAGCAUGAGAUCGGAGUUGGUGGAUAACGAGUACAGCUUGGCAAGUA